AUGGGCACCACACCCCCAUCAAAGCCACCCCCGGGCUUCUCAGGCCCACCACAACAACAGCAGAGUCCACCUUAUGGUGAUAAUGAUGAUGAGGGAAAGGGGAAGCAGAGAGUUUUGCCUCGUAAUCUCGCGCUGUCAAACUACGAUCCCCAGGCCGUGCCCGUACGUCCGCACGAUAUGAGCAUCCCACUCUCAAGCCUCACAGCCUACCAGCUCAGACCUCCAGCUCGACUCUCCCGCGCCUGGAGGCCAAACUGCCACCAUUCCGUCAUGUCAACACUGUACCAGGUCAACGAGCGAUUCAAGUGCGAUAGCUGCAAGAGGUCUCACCCAUUUGGGUGGCUGUAUCGCUGUGUCAUGGACCGAGAACCUCUGAUUAUUGGGAUAAAAGAACUCGGUUUCCAGAUUGCCUUUGAUCAACUGGGCCACAACUUUUCCCAGCAAAUGACACUCGGCAAACACGGCGCAGACGCACGAAGCGAAAAGUACAGCUUCUUGGACGAAAUAUCACAGGAGCAACUCUGGAACUACACUCCAGAAGAGUUGAAGGAGAUUCUCGCCCAACGCGACCACGUCCUGGACGUGAUAACUAACGAGCGUCUUCGGGACCAGGACUUCAACAAUCAGUACGGGUUCAAAUACCCCGAUGACGACCGUCCUUGGAUGCCGGACCCCAAGUAUGAGUGUCAGCACAAAGUCUGUCACAGAUGCCACCCUAUCGGUAGACAAAAGUCUUGGGUUAGUCUGGAUGGUGUUCUGAACGGAGAUAUACCUCCCACUGUAGCCACUGGGUAUUCGUUCAGCCAAGUGAAAAUGAGGCCAUGUGUCGAUGCGGAGACUGUAAAGAACUUGGGAUGUCGGCCUGUUCCACUGGUAAGUCCAUUCUCUUUUUAUCCCAUGUACCCUGAGAUUCCACUGACGUAUUCCCACGAACCAGCCCCGUGGCCACAAAGCCCGUGCCCCUGUAGCUUCUUCUUCUUCUUCGGUCUCACCCAACGAGAUCAUUGA
Messenger RNA from Podospora anserina S mat+, 1008 nucleotides. RefSeq lists its product as uncharacterized. The transcript is spliced from 2 exons. The record is from RefSeq and is a predicted model, not a curated record. Lineage: Eukaryota; Fungi; Ascomycota; Sordariomycetes; Sordariales; Podosporaceae. The coding region runs from base 1 to 1008 and encodes 335 amino acids.